AUGGAUUUAAAGGUUAGUAUUGCUGCUAAUAAAAAAACAUUACAAAGAAAGACUAAUACAAAUCUAUACAUUUUACAGGAAAUUAAAGAGGAAGAAACUAAAGAGGAAGAAAUUAAAGAGGAAGAAAUUAAAGAUGAAGAAAUUAAGGUGGAGGAAAUUAAGGUGGAGGAAAUUAAAGAGAAAAAAAUCAAAGAGAAAAAUAUUAAAGAGGAAUUAGAUUUUUAUAUGGCAACUUGGGAUGGUAUACGAACGAUUAAAAAAGAAUCUGGAAGAUAUAUACGAUCAUAUACUAAGGCAUGCGUUGAUAUCAUAAAAUUGAGUAGUUCUUCGGAUGAUAUAAAAAAAGUAAGUUAA
Molecule: messenger RNA, 354 nt
Organism: Dentiscutata erythropus
Lineage: Eukaryota; Fungi; Glomeromycota; Glomeromycetes; Diversisporales; Gigasporaceae
Source: the annotation of a GenBank genome assembly